Camellia sinensis is the source of this 2321-nucleotide messenger RNA. The record is from RefSeq and is a predicted model, not a curated record. Lineage: Eukaryota; Viridiplantae; Streptophyta; Magnoliopsida; Ericales; Theaceae.
UUUACCCCAAAUCGCAACUAUUUAAAGCAAAAUUAACUUUUUCUUCUUGUGUGUGCUAGUGGUGGAGAAGUGGUUGGUAGCAGCAUUUGUUGCAUUUGACAUAAUAUUAAAAGAUAUGGGCCUAACAAGUAAUAGAAACAUUAUUAAAAAAAUAAAAACUUUAAAUGGGUGACAGCCUAAUCUUUUAUUUUUGUUUUUUUUUUCAUUGGAUUGUGUUUUUAAUAUUACAAAACCUCAACAAGAAAAACAUUAGCGAUUUUAUUAACCUAUUUUAGUUUCAAGAAUUUAAGGUGUCUAACCUCUUAUAUUUUGGUGAAACAUUGCCUAAAAUUAAUGUUUCGUAACAAAGAAGAGACUAAACAUCUGUGCUAACUGAGUCAUAGGUGUAGUUUUAAUUGGCAAACUCAGGUUGUUGAUCUGAUUACUUUAUGUUGCAGCAAUCAUACUUCUGCUUCUUUUUUGUCUUGAAAGUAGUAAUUCAUCUUUUAUAGACUAACUAAAACAUAUCCCAGGGAACCUUCUAUGUAGCAUCAUGGCAAGAAAUAAAAGUUGCUGUGAAAAAACUUGGGGAGGAAGUGACUGCUGAUCAGGAUAAAAUUCUUUUCAGAGAUGACCUUGAAUUGCUUCAGAAGAUACGACAUCCAAAUGUAGUCCAAUUUCUGGGUGCUGUAACACAAAGUACCCCAAUGAUGAUUGUGACAGACUAUUUACCCAAGCCCUCAACUUCAAUCUUUCUCUCUCUCUGAGGUUCGGGACAUUGUUGAUGCGGAAGGUCAAGAGGUACUUGACAUGUUACAAGUCGACAGAGCCAGGAACCAAAGGUCGCGGUGAUGGUGGGAAGUCGCUGAAGAAGAGUUGUAACUAUUACAGCGAAAUGAAUGAAGAGGAGAGGAAUGAAAAGAUGACAUCUGCCAUUAGCUACUGCAAGGGUGACGCAAAAGCAAAUGAAACUCUUAUUGAAGAGCCGGAGACUGAAGCCAAGGUUCUCGAUAUACCAAGCCCAUGCUCCAUGGAUAUUGAUUCUCAAACUAAUAAUCAGUUACCACAAGUAAUCACUUCAGAAGAAAUUUCAGCUGCUGCCUGUGAUGAUAAACCUGAUCGCUUGGAAAUUGCUCGGCUUUAUAAUGAGAAAUUAGAUGUCAAUGAACCUGCUCGUGAGCAAAUGGAACCUAGCACCACUGGUCAUUGGGAAGAAAAGAAGCUAGUCAGCAGAGAUGGCCAAGCAAAGCUCAAAGCCAAUGUCUUCUUCGCUUCCUUUGACCAACGCAGCGACAAAGCUGCCAGAAAAAGCGCAUGUACAGCACUGGCUGCAGUCAUUGCCAAUUAGCUUCAAUCCAACCAAGACAACACGCCAAUGAGGGCCCAAUUCGACAGGCUCAUAGUCGAAGGCUCCUCUGAAUGGAGAAAGCUCUGUGACAAUCAGGACUUGAUAAACCAAUUCCCCGACAAGCAUUUUGACAUCAAGACCGUCCUGCAAGCCGGACUCUGCCCAAUAUCGGUCUUACAUGAGAAGUCCUUCAUCGGAUUUUUCGGUCCGGAAAAGUUCGAGACUUGAAAGGAGUCAUGUCUUUUGAUCAGAUAUGGGAUGAGAUCAAGAAGAACGCAAAGGGUGACAAUGACAUGCCUAGGAUUUACAUAGUAAGCUGGAAUGAUCAUUUCUUUGUGUUGAAGGUCGACGUCAACGCUUACGACAUCAUCGACACAUUUGGUGAGCGGCUCUUUGAGGGUUGCAACCAAGCAUACAUUUUGAGGCUUGAUGACUCGACUUUGAUGCGCAGGAAGGUACAGAAAGAAGGGGUCAGUUUCGAUCAGUCAAGUGAGGACGAAAUUUGCAGUGGCAAAGAGUGUUGCAGAGAGUUCAUGAAGACAUUUCUAGCUCCUAUACCACUUAGGGAACUUGAAUUGGAAGAGAAGAAGGAACUGGUUUCUUACUAAGCUCUCCACCAGCAAUUACAGAUAGAAUUCAACUUCACCACGUCAUUAUCAUUAUCAUCGUCUUCAUCAGCUUCAUCUACCAAUUCAACUUCUUCUCUCUUCUCAAAUGAGAGUAUAAAUAGAUAAUUAAUGUAGAUUAUUCAUGUAUUCUGCGUUAAACUUUUAGGGGAGCAAACUGAGCGAUCCUCAUUGAUCAAUUAAAUGCAAUAAGGAGUCUGAGCUUCCCCCUUGUGGGAAGGUGAAGUUAUGAGCGUAUGACACUUGUACAUUGGGUCCAACCCCAAGUGACCAGGAGGCCACAUGGGAAACAUUCGUAUGAUCGACACUCAUAGAGAUGUAAUAUUUUCAAUCUAGAUAGUAAUAGUAGUUUGACAGUUAUAGAAUUU